This is a messenger RNA of Spizellomyces punctatus DAOM BR117, 570 nucleotides long. RefSeq lists its product as uncharacterized. The record is from RefSeq and is a predicted model, not a curated record. Gene Ontology annotation, cellular component: transcription factor TFIID complex. NCBI's taxonomy places the organism in Eukaryota, Fungi, Chytridiomycota, Chytridiomycetes, Spizellomycetales, Spizellomycetaceae. The transcript is spliced from 3 exons. Gene Ontology annotation, molecular function: protein heterodimerization activity. Bases 51 to 356 code for a protein of 101 amino acids. Gene Ontology annotation, biological process: RNA polymerase II preinitiation complex assembly; transcription by RNA polymerase II.
CGUUUUCCCCAGAUCCCAUUACCCGCUAACUUUACUUUGCUACUUACGGCAUGCGCCCACCAAAAAGGGUCUUCACACGAGAAGUCCGACUGUUAAUGUAUGGAUUUGGAGAUGUUGCUCAUCCCUCGCAAGAUUCUGUAGAGCUAAUGGAAGAAAUGCUCACAACAUAUAUAUCCGACAUGUGCGAAAAAGUACAGUCUAUCAACCCAAAACCCAAAACAGCCGAUUUUCUUCAUGUGCUACGAAGAGACCCAAAAAAGAGGGCGAGGGCGCAUGAGCUUUUGGCGUUGGAUAAGGAGCUGAAAAGGGCGAGAACCAUAUUUGACGAUGUGCCAGAGAUGAGUGGGAAGGCCUAAUCGGUGAAUGACGAUCGGUGCGGUGUAACCCGCUGUCCCUGGGCGGCGGAUUCAGAUGGAACUAAUUUAUUGCUUGGCUGCUUUGGCCAUUUUUUUGUAAAUAGAAAUGUUGGCUGCUUUUGCAAAACACUUGCGAUGAUAUCACGAAAUGUCCAGUUGUUAGAGGACUCUAUCAAUCAUUUGGUUUAUGAUUGGUCGACGACAACCUUCUCUA